CUGCUGCGGGUAGGAUAAAAGUAACUAGGUUAUGGAUUAAACAUGUACCUAUGAUGUCUAUUGGUUUUGUUCUGUUAAAUUGAACAUGAUUCCUGCAUUGAAACGCACUGAGCGGUUCUUCUAUGUGUAUAUUGACGCUUGAUUGCUAUGAAAGAGUUUUGUAUAUUUGUUAGAUGAAUCAGUCGGUGCGUUUUUUAUGUCCGAGAUUUGAUAAAAAUUGUGUUGUUUUUUAACAAUGCGUUUCAUGGGACAGCAAGAACAAAAAGACUUUAUAUUUAACGAAAUGAAAUACUGACAAAUGUAUUUCAGUGUUUGUUAUAUAGAUGGAUAAUCUGAAUUUAAAUAUUGUGAAGCAGGAGAACUUUAUAUUGAUAUUCAUGGAAUCUGACUAAAUAGUUUUUUAAUUGUUUUAGAAAAUAUUUCUUUCAGUAUAGGUAAUAAUAUGGGAUUUUAUAAAGUGUUCGUUAUUCUGACAUUUGCAAGAUAUUCAUUUUGUCGUUAUACAGGUUUCAGUGUUUGGCUAUGGUUGAGCAGUGAUGAAGAUUUAUCACCUCUUGAUGUUUGGACCAACGCUUCAAGCAGUUUCAAUAGUGCAUCAAAUGCAACAGUGUAUAGUUUAAUAAGCACAGGAACACGUGGCUACAGAAACACUUUGAUUGACACGUGGUCAUCCAAUCCACCAGAUAGGAUACGAGUGACCUACAGAAAUAGAGAUGGUGAUGUCAUUCUCAAAUCAAAAUUUAAAACUUCAACUUCCACCUCAUCAGACUGGUUUACCGUAGCUAAUUCGAUGGACUGGGUAUGGCCAGAGUUGUCUUAUAACCUUAGCCUUACAUACACAAGGCAUACAUUGGAAUUUGCAAUGGUAGACAGUAGCCAAAACGUAUUAAAAUAUAGAGGUGCGAGUCUGAAGCUUUCCAAUGGCACAGUCAUCUUUGUAGUAGGUCAAGGAACAACGUUUGGGCUUCUUCCAUCAACACCUACAGAGUCUGGGGAUUGCUAUGCUUCCUAUGAUAUUUCAAAUCCAGUAUCUAUCAACUUCACAAUAUCAAACCUUACACACAGCUAUUGUUCAGCACUUUGUCGACAAGAAAACUAUACAUAUGCCGGUGCCCAUAAAGAUGAGUGUUUAUGUUUUGACACACUGAAUGGACCAUUGCUGACGUCAUGUAAUAUACCAUGUGCAGGCAACAUAAACGAAAUGUGCGGAGGAACAUUCCCACCAGCCAUUAUAUUCAAUUCCGUGAAUACAGAUAUUGACAUAUCGCAAUUUAAUACUCCUAAAAUAUUGAUCGGGGACUUAGAUGUCAUUGGCAAUGAUGAGAUAUCUUUUGAUGAGCCGAUACACAUGUAUGGGUUAAACAUCACAACUGUAACAGCAAACCUACCAGUCUCUAUACAUAUCAUUAUAUUAUACCGCUCAGAGACGUGCAAUAGUACGGGUAUACGGAAUUCUUCGUAUGAAACGAGUUUCAGUGUGGAAGCAACAGAUAACUAUUAUAUGUUAGAGUUUGAGCCUAUCUUCGUGCAAUGCGUUUAUUUCUUUCUUUACGACAACUCAACAAAUGCUUCGUUAACCUUCCCUGUCAACAUCAGAGCUAUUACAAUUGAAUUUGGCAAUUUUGUUACAGCCCAAUAUUUCACCAUCGAAGCAUCCUGGCAAAUAGUAGAAUCAACGACAAGUAUCACUACGCUUACAACCACGCCAGCGCCUACUGACGAAUGCGAGUGUGAAUGUUGGCUCUACAAUUUGCUGUAUGGGGACUCUCCUUACAAUAAUCUUUCAUAUGAUCAAAUUGAAGAUGCUUUGAAAAACGUUACAAAGAAGAUUGAGAAAGAGCUUUCAGUCAACAAGUCAACCCUGUCGUCCACUAUCAGAAGAAAGACAAGUGCUCAAGAUGACAGACCUUCAGCAACGGCAAUUGGAUACUCCUUGGGUGUAGCCUUGCUUGUUUCCUCUUUAGGCGCCAUUCUGCUUUCUGACUUACCAAAAGUGAUCAGCAGUUUUAGUAUUCUACGUGACAAUUUCAAAUCUAGAUUUGGUAGUCAAGAAGAGCUAAAUCCUUCAGAUAAGUCAGACAAUACCAGUAGCGAUACCUACUAAAAUAACAUUACCAUUUUGAAC
Messenger RNA from Ruditapes philippinarum (Manila clam), 2125 nucleotides. RefSeq lists its product as uncharacterized. The transcript is spliced from 13 exons. Bases 443 to 2104 code for a protein of 553 amino acids. The record is from RefSeq and is a predicted model, not a curated record. Lineage: Eukaryota; Metazoa; Mollusca; Bivalvia; Venerida; Veneridae.